AUAUUUCAUCCACAGAAUUUCAAUCAAAUCAAUGGAUGUAUACAUUAAUGGAUUCAUCACGUGUAUCAACAUUUUUAAUACCAAUGUUAUUGAUUGUUUAUGGUAGUUUUCGUUCAUUAAAUAUGGAACAGGAAGCUAAACAAAAAGAAAAAGAAAGAGAAAAAGAUGGUCUAUUACCAUCAACAUCAUCAUCAUCGUCGUCAUCGGGUGAUAAUAAUAAUGUACAAACAUUGGAUACAAUGCAAGCAUUAUGUCUUCCAUUAGGUGCAUCCAUCUCAUUAUUAGUAAUGUUUUUCUUUUUUGAUUCAAUGCAAAUGUUAUUUGCAAUAUGUACGGCAAUCAUCGCAGCCAUUGCAUUAGCAUUUUUGUUAUUGCCAAUGUGUCAAUAUAUUAUGAAACCUUGUACGGAAAAAAAGAAGAUCUCGUUAGGUAUUUGUGGCCGUUUUACGCCGGCCGAACUAGUCUCAUUUUCAUUAUCGGUUACAAUUGUUUGUAUUUGGGUGUUGACUGGCCAUUGGUUAUUGAUGGAUGCAAUGGGCAUGGGACUUUGUGUUGCAUUCAUUGCAUUUGUACGUUUACCUAGCCUCAAAGUAUCAACAUUAUUAUUGACCGGUUUACUUAUCUAUGAUGUAUUCUGGGUAUUUUUUUCAUCAUAUAUAUUCAGUUCAAAUGUUAUGGUUCGUGUGGCAACAAAAACAGCAGAAAAUCCUGUCGGUAUUGUAUCGAAACGUUUUCAUUUGAAUGGUGGAAAAGAUGUGCCGAAAUUAUCAUUACCUGGAAAGCUAAUAUUUCCAUCAUUACAGAAUAGUGGACAUUUUUCUAUGCUUGGUCUUGGUGAUAUUGUUAUGCCCGGUUUAUUACUUUGUUUUGUAUUACGUUAUGAUGCAUAUAAACGUACAUUAUUGAAUUCAGCCGAUGCUGGUGUACCGCCACCAAAACAUUUGAAUCGAUUCACUUAUUUUCAUUGUUCAUUGAUUGGCUAUUUUUUUGGUCUAUUGACAGCCACCGUAUCAUCGGAAGUGUUCAAAGCAGCUCAACCAGCACUACUAUAUCUUGUACCAUUCACUCUAUUACCAUUGCUUACAAUGGCCUAUCUAAAAGGAGAUUUACGACGAAUGUGGAGCGAACCAUUUAUUACGACAAGUUUGCCCAAAAAUCUUGAUGUAUGAAAUAUAUCUAAUAUAUCAAGACCGAUAAUCAAUUUGAUACGAACGAUAAGAAUGUUGCCCACAUGUCACAUACACACACACUGGACAUUCUUUUAACCGGAUGAAUUUCGAAGAAAAAACGAAAAAAUACAUGCCGCACAGUUGAAAUUUAACUGCCAGAAAUUCAACUUAAUUCAUUUUUUUCUGGCACUUCAAAAUCAAUUACCGGAAGUUAUAGCAGCCGUGUUUAUAUUCUAAAUGAAACCAAAAUUCCAUUCAAAUUCCUAAUUCUCUAACUAUCUAUCUCUAUAUCUAUCUUUAUCACUUACAACAACCUCCAACGCACACAGACACACACACAACGAAAUAAAUCCCAUCUUUCUCUAUUUCACACUUUCCAAAAACCCACCCACCCACCAAUCAAACACUUUAUCUCUUUUUCUUACUUGUAAUGACGAUUCUAUAUAAUUUUGGAAUUUUAAAUGUGAUUUUAUUCCUUUCCCACAAACACACACACACCCACACCCAUUUAUUCUGUUUCGUUAUAUUUUUUUUUGUUGUUGCAAAUAGUUUACAUUCACUUACUCACUAGAUUAUUACUGAUCAUCAUAAUUUCAUUCCAUUUGUGAAUAUAAAUACAUAUGAUAAUUAUAUUUUGAUAUAAAGAAAAAGAUUUGAUUUCAACAACAACAACAACAAAAAAAUUCAAUUAAUGAUCUUGAUCCAUAUUACACACCAUUAUUGAUUUGAUUUGAUUCUGUAAUACAAACAAACACACACACACACACACACGCAUCUUAUGUAAAUUCAUUCAUACAUCAUCAUCGACCAUUUUCCAUUUGUAAACAAUAACAUAUGUGACAACGAAAUCAUAUCAUUUUGAUUUGUAAUAAAAUGAAAAAUUU
Molecule: messenger RNA, 2053 nt
Organism: Dermatophagoides farinae (American house dust mite)
Lineage: Eukaryota; Metazoa; Arthropoda; Arachnida; Sarcoptiformes; Pyroglyphidae
Source: RefSeq, a predicted model, not a curated record